Molecule: messenger RNA, 804 nt
Organism: Gongylonema pulchrum
Lineage: Eukaryota; Metazoa; Nematoda; Chromadorea; Rhabditida; Gongylonematidae
Source: the annotation of a GenBank genome assembly
GGUUUUGACGAUGAUGUUGAAAAUGUCAUCCGUUUAAACGAUAUUGGUGGCGCGACGGCAGCAGAUCAAAGUGAACAAUGUUUCUUGCAAUUUGAUGAAUGCAACAUUUCGGAAUUGCUUUCCUGUGCUCCUGGUAUGAAUGGUAAAGGCUUAACGGAGGAAGAUGUGGCAUCUAUGGACACUGUCAUCAUCGAGAGCACUGAUAAUUUAGCAGAUUUAUUGGAAACUGUUGACAUCAGCAAGCCAGCCUCAUCUCUUUCCGGAAAUGCUGAGGAUGGUCAUCCCAAGAGCAGCGAGGGUGCAGCUGUUGACUCAAAAACUGAUACGGAUGUUACGGACAACGAAUUUGAGCAGUUAAUCAUAACACUUGAUGACGACGACGUCCCAUCAUCGAGCGGCAACGGUGGUGCGCAAGGGCAGUUCAGAGAAUUCUGUUAUGCUCAUGUGCUGGAUACAUCGUCAAAUGUGCCUCAAAUAAUUCUCAUUUUUUUGCAGUAUCCAUUCGAACUGGACCCAUUUCAACAGCAGGCAGUAGUUUGCCUGGACCGUGGUGAUUCGGUAUUUGUUGCAGCACAUACAUCAGCUGGUAAAACAGUUGUAGCUGAGUAUGCUGUUGCUCUUUGCAGCUUACAUAAAACGAGGGCUGUCUAUACAUCGCCAAUAAAAGCACUUUCGAAUCAGAAGUUUCGCGAAUUCAAGCUGAUUUUUGAAGACGUCGGUUUAAUAACUGGUGAUAUACAGUUACAUCCGGAAGCAUUUUGCCUAAUUAUGACAACUGAAGUUUUGAGGUUUGAUUUUUGUUAA